UUUUGAGGACUCCUUUAUUUACACGCUAAUGUAUCUGUGUUGCUUAUUGUCGCGAUCUCAAUUCUAGUUUCUAGCAAAGGACCUUCGUAUCUAGGGUUUUGAUAUUGCUCAAAAUCAGAAUUUAGGGUUUCGAUGCGUUGUCUUCCAAAUUUGUCCCAUUUUUUAAUACUCGUUGUUUGAUUUGUUGGGUUUCCAACCCCCCCCUGAUGGGAAUUGGUGGUUUUUCCCUGUUUCAUCAGAAAGUUAUGGUUUUCAGCUUUGCAAUUGAGAGGUUGAUUAUAACCUAUGAUUAGGUGGUUUAGGCCUGGUUUGGAAUAUUAGGUGAGAAAAGAAAAGAUUUGAUUGUGUUUUGCAGAGAGCAAAGAAAACAAAGAAUGUGAAAGAGGGAUAUGGGAAGAGCUUUAAGGGAUUGUGGCCUAAUAUUGACUUCAAAUUCAAGCCUUGGGUUUUCUGGAAGUGAAAACAUCCCGUGUAUUCUGAUCUAAUUGUUGAGCAAUAAAAAGAUGCCAAGUAAGAAAGAAGAGAAAGGUGGUCAUGAUGCAGCGGAAAAAAUUAAGGCUGCUGCUUUGACAGCAGCAAAGGGCCUUAGCCGUGCUCAGGCUGAGCGAGCAGCCGCAGCUGCCGCCAGAAAUGUCAAUGCAUAUGGGCAAAAGGAAGAAGGUCCCAGUAGAUGGCAGGAGCGGAAGGAAGCAAAGAGACAGAUGUAUUUGAUGAGUACCGAGAAACAAGUAAAAUUGGGUGAAAGGAAAGACCUCAAGACAUCAAUGUCUGCCGUUGCUGGCACAACUUCACAAUGCCAGAAAUGUUUCCAAACUGGGCAUUGGACUUACGAAUGCAAGAAUGAAAGGGUUUACAUCUCACGACCCUCUCGUACCCAGCAACUGAAAAAUCCAAAAUUGAGGAUGAAGUUAUCAAUUUCUUAUGAUUUGGAUAACCCAGAUGUUCCAAACGAGCCAAAGGGUGAGAAGCGUUCAAAGAAAAGCAAAAGGAAGCAUAGGUCUGAUACAGAGUCUAGCAGUGAUAGUGAGGCUUCAGUUUUUGAGUCUGAUAGUGGGUCAUCGUCUGUUACUGGAUCAGAUAGUGAUUCAGGCUACAGUUCAUCUACUGAUUCGGAGGAAGAGAGGAGGAAGAGGAAGAAGAAAAAGAAGCAGACAAAGAGGAGGCACCGCCGGCGAUAUAGUUCUUCUUCGGAGUCUUCUGAUUCCGAGUCGGAUUCAGAAUCUGAUUCUGAGAAUAGGAGCAGCCGGAGGAAGAGCAGGAGGCACAGCAGAAAGCACUAGGAAGUUAAAAUAAAGAGGAACAAGUUCUGAUAUAACAUCUGUAUCUUGGGAAUGCAUUGCAUUAUCUCUGCCUACUAGGCUUUUUGUAACUGUGGGGGUUACUAGAUGAUGAUUUUAGGCUUGUUUCAAACUGACCCUCAAUGUAGUAGAUGUUUACCUUUUGGUCUUCUUAGCAAAUGUGUGAUGCAUGUAAUAAUUUGAGACCAGUUGUUGCUUUUCUCUGUUAACCUGUUUUGGUGCUUUUCUACUUUCAUUUCAUAGUUUGGUCAUGUAAUAUGAAGCAGGGAUUCCUUCGUAGUCUUAUUCUUUCUUUCCAAGUUAACAUCUUUCAGUUC
Messenger RNA from Camellia sinensis, 1615 nucleotides. RefSeq lists its product as uncharacterized. Gene Ontology annotation, molecular function: nucleic acid binding; zinc ion binding. The record is from RefSeq and is a predicted model, not a curated record. Lineage: Eukaryota; Viridiplantae; Streptophyta; Magnoliopsida; Ericales; Theaceae.